This is a messenger RNA of Aspergillus tanneri, 2313 nucleotides long. RefSeq names its product E3 ubiquitin-protein ligase HEL2. The record is from RefSeq and is a predicted model, not a curated record. Gene Ontology annotation, molecular function: ribosome binding; ubiquitin protein ligase activity. Bases 1 to 2313 code for a protein of 770 amino acids. Gene Ontology annotation, biological process: rescue of stalled cytosolic ribosome; protein ubiquitination. NCBI's taxonomy places the organism in Eukaryota, Fungi, Ascomycota, Eurotiomycetes, Eurotiales, Aspergillaceae. The transcript has 3 exons.
AUGUCUGACACCCAACAGUCGCAAGCCUCUGGGUCUCAAGGUUCCAGUCGUGGUGGCCGCCGACGGGGUCGAGGAGGGGCCCGUCAAGCAAGACAGCCCGAUAAUCCUGAGAACCCUUCGGAUGGCUCUGGAAGAGGUGCUCGAUCUAGGGCCAAAGGUCCCCGCCGAGGAGGCCGCGACAGGCAGAAUCGCAAUCCCAACAAACCGGACAUCCCUCAAGAAGACGCUGUUGCGACACCAGCAGGUGAAGAGAAAGGCAAACAGGUGCCUGUGGCCGCGACCGACGAUGCGGAUGACGGCGAGGUCUGCUUCAUCUGUGCGUCCACGGUUGAGCACAUCUCCGUCUCACCGUGCAAUCAUCGGACUUGUCACAUCUGCGCGCUGAGGCUACGAGCUCUGUAUAAAAAUAAGGCCUGUGCUCACUGUCGGACGGAGUCCAAUUACGUGAUCUUUACCGAUGACCCGGCGAAACGCUUCGAGGAUUUUACGGACAAGGAUUUCUCCAGGAAGGAUGACAACCUAGGAAUUGAGUAUGAGAAUGAUGAGAUAUUCGAGGAUACAGUCCUUUUGCUGCGAUACAACUGUCCCGACACCAGCUGCGAUGUGGCUUGUUUGGGUUGGCCGGACCUGCAUCGCCAUGUCAAAAGCAAGCAUGGCAAAGUGAUGUGUGAUCUUUGCACUCGCAACAAGAAGGUCUUCACUCACGAGCACGAACUUUUCACCAUGGCGGAUCUGCGCAGGCAUGAGAAACACGGCGACGACGUACCGGGCGCGGUGGAUCAAAGUGGCUUCAAGGGACACCCCGAAUGUGGAUUCUGUCGCCAACGGUUCUACGGAGCUGAUGAACUCUACGCUCACUGUCGUGACCGCCAUGAACGAUGCCACAUCUGCGACCGACGAUCUGGCAGUCGCCAACAACAGUAUUACAUCGACUAUAAUGCGCUCGAGGAGCACUUCCAACGGGACCAUUUUCUGUGCUUGGAUAAAGAGUGUUUGGAGAAAAAGUUUGUCGUGUUCGAGUCGCAAAUGGACCUCAAAGCCCAUCAGCUAGAAUGCCACCCCAAUGGGCUCUCGAAAGAUGCGAGACGCGAUGCCAGGACCGUAGACCUCUCAUCGUUUGAUUACCGAUCGCCGUACCAGCCCCAGCAGCGACAGCGUCGGGGUGCUGGUCGAGGGCGUGACCCCAAUUCAGAGCCACUGCCCGCCUCGUCGGCCCAACCCAUGAGGAGAGACGAGAUGGCCUACCAGCGACAGAUGGCCAUCCAAAGUGCCCAGUCCGUGUCUACCCGCAGCUUUGGGGGACAACUCUCGCGCAACGACACUCAAACCGUGCACGCUCCGGCGCGAUCCGCGGCUCCUACACCAUCCCGGGGUCCCCCAGCUACGUCCACGCCGGUUGCUGAGAUGCAGACCCUCAGCCUUGCGGCCGACUCAGUACCUGCCACGCCUGAGGAACAGGCUCGCCGGCUGCGCCAUAUGUCCGUCAUUGAGCGAGCUUCCAAUCUCUUGGGGAACGACCAAAACAAGCUCAAGGAAUUUCGCAGCCGGGUUUCCAGCUACCGUGCCUCGACCAUCUCACCAAUCGAACUUAUUGACGCUUUUUUUUCUCUUUUUGAUACGUCGACCACCGAACUGGGGAAACUCAUUAAGGAGCUGGCGGAUAUCUAUGAGGAUAGCGCCAAGCGGAACGCACUCCUGAAGGCUUGGAACGACUGGCGAGCCAUCAACGAAGAUUACCCAGCCCUUCCAGGGCCAGGAGGCGUUCUCCCUGGUAUGUCUCCCGGCACCGUUACCGGAAGUGGUAUUGGGGGCAAGCGUGUUCUUCGUUUAAAAUCAUCAACUGCCCAAUCGUCCCGUUCCGCCGUCGGUCGAAGUGGUACCCUGCCUUCAUCUGCCUCCCCCGCCAACCCUUUCCCUCCUUUAUCGUCUACCGCUCGCUCUGCUCCUCGAUCCACCACUUCGACUGCCACCACCGCCUGGGGUACGGCCGCUGCCCCGACCCCGUCAUCGAGCCGUCCUUCUUCGCGACUGGCACCCUCCUCGGGAUCCUCACGACUCGCGAACCCAAGCAACACCGAGGCCUUUCCGGCUCUACCUGUUGCGGCAAAACCCAACGUCCUUAUGGCUGGUCUCACUCGCGGAACGGUGCGAUGGGACAGCCGGAAUCCUGCACCAUCCAAUGCCUGGGAUUCGUCCUCCCGGGGCGACUCGGGGACUGACGGCGCGGAGAUGGAAGCUGGAGAGUCCUCUGCUGGCGGGGGUAAGAAGGGAAAGGGGAAGAAGGGGAAACAAACACUUUUCCAUUUUGGAUAG